Messenger RNA from Solanum verrucosum, 1926 nucleotides. RefSeq names its product E3 ubiquitin-protein ligase DA2L-like. Gene Ontology annotation, cellular component: cytoplasm. The record is from RefSeq and is a predicted model, not a curated record. The transcript is spliced from 9 exons. NCBI's taxonomy places the organism in Eukaryota, Viridiplantae, Streptophyta, Magnoliopsida, Solanales, Solanaceae. The coding region runs from base 414 to 1682 and encodes 422 amino acids.
GAUUGCUUAUCUCAUUCCCUGCUAUUCGCAAGCUUCUAAAAGAUACAAAUAAUUCCAUCUAUUUAUAUUAAGAGAAUAAAAUAUAUAUAAAAAAUUUAUAUAGUUCUUAAAGAAAGUACUAUUUUUUUUUAUUUAUAUAUAAAAAUUGUACAAUAAUAUACGUGUAAAUCAGAUAUCGAAACACACACUACAAAUUUUUGUAUACAGAGAAGAAACUUCUGAUCUUGUUCCCUCCUUCUCUCUCUUUUCUCCCAUUGCCUUCUUCCUCAGGAUGGGUGAAUUUAUGUUGUUGAAAUUUCAUGUUUUUUAUGGUGGGGAAGUUUUGUAUUUUGAGAUGUGAAAAUUAGGGCUAGGAGAUUCUUGUUUCUUUGCUGUUUUUUUUUUUGGUUUGUUUUUGGGGGAAUUUAUUUUGAAUGGGUAAUAAGUUGGGAAGGAGGAAGCAAGUGGUGGAUGAUAAGUACACUAGGCCUCAGGGGUUGUACCAGCAUAAGGAUGUGGAUAUUAAGAAGCUUCGAAAACUCAUUCUUGAUUCCAAGCUUGCUCCUUGCUACCCUGGUGAUGAUGAUUGUCCCAAUGCUGACCUUGAGGAAUGCCCCAUUUGCUUCUUGUAUUAUCCAAGUUUAAACCGUUCAAGAUGUUGCAUGAAAGGCAUUUGUACAGAGUGUUUUUUGCAGAUGAAGACUCCCAAUUCAACCCGUCCAACACAAUGCCCAUUUUGUAAAACUUCAAACUAUGCGGUGGAAUAUCGUGGGGUAAAAACGAAGGAAGAGAAAGGGAUAGAGCAAAUUGAGGAACAACGAGUAAUAGAAGCCAAAAUAAGGAUGAGACAGCAGGAGCUGCAGGACGAUGAAGAGAAAAUGCAUAAACGAAGAGAGCUUAGUUCUUCCAGUAGUAUUGCUGGUCCAAGUGAGAUUGAGUAUUGCUCGACAGCAGCACCAUCUUUUGCUUCUGCUGUAGAAGGUGGAGAAGUUGUUACUUCUCAAGAGACAUGUGCAGCUCCAACAACUAGACAACCUCAACGCAUGAGACAGAAUAGGGAGGAUGAUUUUGACUUGGAUCUUGAGGAUAUCAUGGUUAUGGAAGCCAUAUGGUUAUCCAUUCAGGAGAAUGGCAGAAAUCGAAGUAUGGACUAUAGUGAUGUUGGUCCAUCAGAACAAUAUACAGAAGAAGAUCAUCGAUGUGUCCCAGCAGUCAAUCCCGCAGCUUCUGGCUCAUCUUCCUCUCCUUCUGGUGGUCUUGCUUGUGCAAUUGCAGCCCUUGCUGAGCGCCAGCAAAUGAGUGGAGAGUCCAGUAGCUACAGUCGGAACAUGUCAUCAUCGUACAAUGAGCAUCCUUCAUGUGAUAGGUUUCCCAAUAGGGAGGAGCUAGAGAAUGAUGAUUACCCUCAUGCUGAGGGCACCAUGCACGUGUCACCUGAAAGCCAUUUGGAAAUACCAAGGGAGGACGGUGAAUGGGCAGAUCAUGGUUCCAUGGUAGCCGAAGUUGGUACUAGUUAUGCAGUCUCUGACGAAAUGGAAGAUGAUGCCUCAUUCCCUCUGCAGGGUGAAAUGGUAAGUGAUCUUCAACCCACCACCAGUUCAAUCGUUCCUGAGAAUUUUGAAGAGCAGAUGAUGUUAGCUAUGGCUGUUUCACUGGCUGAGGCAAGUGCGCGGUCUAGUCCACCUGGGGUGGCCUGGCACUAGUAGUGCUAGAUGAUGUGGGGUUGUGAGGAUUCCACUCGUGUUUCAUCGCCACUCAACCCAAAGAAAAAGCAAAAAAGAAAAUGCAACUACUUUUUUUCCCUUCCCUUCCCUUCUCCUCUACCUUUUUCCAUCUCACUUUUCAUCCCUUUCGUAUUUCGGUAUACUGUUGUACGAAAACAGAGAAAUUGAUUCUAGUGAAUGAAAUGUUGCUUGAGCCCUGCAUAUAUCAAGUUUUGCAAGUUAA